Messenger RNA from Peniophora sp. CBMAI 1063, 693 nucleotides. The record is from the annotation of a GenBank genome assembly. Lineage: Eukaryota; Fungi; Basidiomycota; Agaricomycetes; Russulales; Peniophoraceae.
AUGCCGCACAAUGCGACGUGCUGCGGAAUACUGCGUCAUGGUACUUACCACGCUCUGUCAUACCUGGCAGCAGCCUCGUCCUCAUUUCCGGCUCUUGAGGACUUCGUGGACUUCCUAGUCACCGUCGUCGCCGCUAGAAUCGUUCCCAAUACACACCUUUGGGCGGACGUCGUGCUUUGCGUGCUUCGACCGUCGGUCCGAGGGUCAGAACCCCAGAAUCGUAAUCUCCGGAGCUCUGCAACAACCGUGCAAACACCGCUCACUGUCACCUCGCCGUCACCUCGUGCUGCCUCCGUCACUGUCAUAUUGCGAACAAUCGUAUCUUCUGGCCAUCUCCAUCACGGUCACGUGGGUUACACGGCUGUCUCUCCGGUUCAAGAAGGCAGAAGCACGAGUGAAUGCCGCACCUCGUUCCGACGUUCAAACCGCGCCGCUAGGCUAAUUGCCCCACACAACGCUUCAGAGGGCUGCGGGACGCUCAAAACCUUUUCAGAGGCUCAAACGCACAGAAUUCCUGUAAGGGUGCGCGGUCUAUAUACGUGGGUCUCGACCCACAACCGUGUGAAGCUAACAGCGGUCGGGGUUCAUUCAAGGCUAAUGACAAGAAGCUGCUUUUGGUGGUCACACGACACUAUCCACGCGCCGGAGCAUUUGCAGUCGAACGAAGAACUUGCCGAUAGGGCCCUAUCAUGA